GAAUCGUUCCUUCCUCAGCUCCAGGCUGUGACCACUAGAGGUCUUGUUCUUCCCUCCAUGAGCUGCUGUUCGUAAUGCCAGUGAGAGCCUUGCCUACUUUUUUAAGGCUAAGAAGACACAUUUUCUGCAGGUAACCCAAAAGCUUUUCAGGAAACAUUUUCUGUUGUUCUGCAUUUGCUGGUUAUUUGGUCUGGACCUCUCUUCUGAUGCCAAAGUAUUCACAGAAUUGAACUGACAGAACUGAACCAGCCCCUUGGAUAUGAUUGGCCUUGUAUUUGCAAGAACUGCAGUAGCUACACAUCAAUAACUUCUCCCACUGAACCCCACUGGAUGCUGGAUUUUCCCCUGGUCAGAAGUGGUUACAUUUUGUUUAACUGUUUGAGAAGAUUAGUUUCAACUGGAACAUUAAAAAGAUGGCUGAAGAAGAAAAACUAUCUCUAAAGAAAGCACUUCAGUUUGGUAUAAAGGGAUAUAUUCCAGCAGUAAAUCUAUGCAUCAGAAAUGAAAAUGCCCCCCAAAGUUAUUAUGCUUCUUGUUUAGACAACAUGCAAAUAAAGCAUAUCUGACUGGUCCAUCAUAAAAAAGCUGGAUCACUAAUGGAGAGCUGCUGCCAAACAAGAAACACCAGGAAAGCCAUAGACUCAACCUUACCUUUAAAUUAGUUAACCAUAAGUGUAACAGCCUAUUGCAGCUUUGUAAUACAAAGAUCAUGUUAGCUUCAGACACCAGGAUUUCUGCAUUCCCUGGCUACAAGAAAUCUUUCCGUAAAUUUUCUAUUUAAUUUCUUUAUCUGAGUGUUUGGUCUAAUCAGCAAUCAAAUUUGAACGAAGAUCCCUAAGGAGAGCACGUCAGUGAAAAGUAUACGGGAUAACAAAGAGCAGAAUGAUCAGCCCCAGGAUUAAAGUGUUAAUUCAAAUCUUGGGAACGAUCUUAACAUGCGGGUCAAAUGACAAAUGAAAUGGGUCGCAAGGAAACACGUUACUUACAGACUCUAAACUGUGAUUCAAUGGCCCAGCAAACCAUGAAAAUGCGCCCAGUGCUCCUGAAAAGGAACAGCCUAGACUCUGCAGACUUCCUGAGGCACCCCCAGCACCGCAGGACCAAAUCCCAGCAAGUGCGGUUCAAGGAUGAUGGGGUAAGCACCAAGGCAGAGCUGGAGGCUCAUCCUGCCCGAGACGUGGCUUUUCCAACUGGAAAACCAGAGAUCUUUAGGGAUCACGAUUUUUUGCUAACUCGCUCUCCAACUUUUCCAACAAGGGCUCAGAAGGGGCUUCGGAAUAUCGCCAUACAAACAUCUCCCAGCCUCAGGAAACACUGCCCGGUUUUUAAGAGGAAGAAGCUGACAGUAAGUAAAUCAUUAACAGAGAUGCCAACAGAGCCUGCACAUCCCAUCCAGCUAAAUGGCAGCCUCUGUGAACAGGACAUCAUGUCUGCAGAUCUCUGUUACCUGAGGAUAACAAACCAUGUGGAGGACGGAUGCAGGAACAGUGAGGGGGACGGGCAGUUGAGUCAAAGAGCACCAAAAGCACAAAGCAACGGGCCCAUCUACUCAGAUGAUUCCUCAGCGUCAGAGAAGACAACUGCGUCCACACAGGUGCCUGAAUACAUACACGUGAGCUUUCCACAGGACAGAAAUGUUUCCAUGGAUGCACCAGACACAGCCAUGGAUCCAAGUCAUUCCCUGCACUCCUCUACUGUCACCCACGGCACUGAAAGCAAUGAGAACAGCACACUGUCCUCUGAGCCUGAAAGAGCAGAGCCUUGCCUAAACAAUUCUGCCAACUGCAGGGAAUGUGAUCCCCAUCCUGCUGCUUGGGAAGUGGGGAAAAGUGAUUCUGUAGCCAGCAGAGAUGCCAGCAGCAAGGAAAGCGCUCCAUUGUCACCUCCAUCAAAUCACAGCUCAUCUCCCUGUUCCCUCAGAGACUGUCACCAGGCAGGAGAGCACAAACCAGAUUCCAGCUGUGUGACAUUACCAGGUGAUCACACACCCACGGCAGCGACCAGCAGUGACCCACCAAAACCUGCUCUGGCAUGUGAGCCUGAAAUCCAGAAGAAUUCCAGCCAGUCAGAUGCUGCCCAGUGUAACAGCUGUUCAGAAGGAUUUCACACCAAGUCUUCUCCGCCAAGGAAUGAAAUCAAACCGCAAACCAACCAAGAGAUUAGUGAAAUAAAUCAAAUUCACUUGGCACAUGGCGAACUCUGUGCCCUCCAAGGCAGGCUGCAGUCUGUAGAGGAAUCCUUGCAGUCCAACCAGGAGAAGAUUAAAGUCCUUUUGAAUGUAAUCCAAGACCUGGAAAAAUCCAGAGCACUGAGUGAAGGGCGUAACUUCUACCACACUGGGCAAGACCUGAACAACUGCAGCACCUGCCAGAACACCGCCUGCAUCAUCUACAGUGUAGAAUAUGACUUCAGACAACAAGAAGGAAGAUUUCACCAGAUUUUGAAAACACUGGAUGAUGCAGAGCAAGAUCCAGCUUCAGCUUCACCUCAGAAGCCACCACCUGAUCCUCCAGCUCCGGAGAAAAAGGAGUUAAGGAGGAAAACAAAAAAGAUGAAAAGAAAAUGCUUUUGGUGGAUUUGACUUCCUUAUGCCUCCUUUUAUAUUUCAAGACACCAGAACAGAAAGAGCUCAGGAGUAUAGGCCUGAAAUGUGCUAUUACAAAACCACAGAGGUAAAGAAUGUUUAAUUAGGGUAUCUGAAAAAUCAAAAUAGUUGAAUUUAGUUAAAUUAUCUCACCGAAUAAAGGUGCAUGAAGAUACUAUUUUCAAAAGAGAAAAUGUUUCUUUCAAAAGGAAGCUCUCUCAUUUUUUUCCAAGGACACUUUCAUAUGCUUUCUAAAGACAUUUUUUUUCAACUUUCCAAAAAUAGCAAGGUUCAAAUCUCUACUUUAAAAAAAAAACCACAUGGUAGAUGAAGGUAAGCAUGUCACACAGCCUUCGUUUCCUGUUUAUAAACAACUUGGACUGGAAGGGAAGAACUUCAUUGAUCUUUGAACAAACCACACCAUCAAGAACAAAUUCAGGGAAACCUAUGCUGCUCAUACAAGUCUCUCCUCAAAGGAGAUAAUCAUAAUUAUUCCACACCCCCACCGAAAUAUUUUUCUUGCUGUCAUUCAUCUAAUAUUGAACAACAACAGAAAAAGGAAUUUUGGUUUAAGUUUUACUCUGCCCUUUUAUUUGUUCAUUAUAAAAAGCCCCCAUUCAGAAGUUUCAGCCACUCAAGAGAUUUCUCUGGAGAGAACUGGGGAAUCACAAAACAAGAGAAGAUCGUGGUAACUCUGGUCUUAACCCCCUACUCAAGCAAGGUCAGAUUAAGUGAAUUUGAGUUUUGAGUCUCUGCAAAGACAAGAAGCCCAAACUCCUUGGGAGAGGCUGCUCCAGUUUUUAUUCCUAACCUCCAGCACUCUGAGCUGUGCCCAUCACAUCUCGCUCUGGCCAAAAGCACCCUCAGGAAGAACAGGAGGGAGAACAAGAUGGAUAACAAGACCUCUCUCCUGAGCCUUCACCUCUUAAAGACUGAACAAACCCAAUUUUCACUGCCUCUCCUCCCACGCUCCUGCUGCAGCCCACAGGCAGCUUGGCUCUCUGCCUCCAGUAAUUUGAUGUCUUUCCUCUACCUGGAAGCCUAAAACUGGACACGAUCCCUCAGAUGUCAUCACACAAUUGCUGGAUAAAGAGGAAUAACUAUUUUGGCUCCUGUCUUACUAAAGCACCUGCCCAGUCUGUCUAUUUAAGACUGUAUCACUAUAUUAAAAUAUCCCAAGCUGUGUUUUUUUUGGCCUUAAGGUGUAAGUCGAUACAUGAUACAAAAUGGGACAUAAAAAGAAUAUUUAAUGAACUUAUCCGUACUACACAAACAAUUAUAUAUGCUGAAAAGAUUUUAUCAAGUGUCAAUACAGUGACUUCUUGCCUCCAAAAAUAACGGAUUUACCAGUCAGCACAGGGAAUGCCAAUGGAACCUAAUUUAGGGCUGAUUAUACUAUUAUUUUACUCAUGAGAACGUGGUCACCUUUCAUAUGGGAGGCAAAGGGGAAAAGGUUUCCCAAAGCAAGUUUAGUGGAAUGUACUGCAGACCUUUUCUUAGUGACCCUGGUUCAGGGUAUUCCAUAGAUUAACCCCUGCAUCCUAUUUUUCUAAGUCAUACUGUAUUAAUUGUGCAAUGUUAAUUUAAAAUGUCUGUACAUUUUUUGUACACUUCUCUGUUCCUUGAAUACUUAGGGUUAAUUACACAUUUGAAAACACAUUAAAACCAAUUUUUC
Messenger RNA from Neopelma chrysocephalum (saffron-crested tyrant-manakin), 4259 nucleotides. RefSeq names its product inhibitory synaptic factor family member 2B (gene INSYN2B). The coding region runs from base 947 to 2581 and encodes 544 amino acids. The transcript is spliced from 5 exons. The record is from RefSeq and is a predicted model, not a curated record. Gene Ontology annotation, biological process: inhibitory postsynaptic potential. NCBI's taxonomy places the organism in Eukaryota, Metazoa, Chordata, Aves, Passeriformes, Pipridae. Gene Ontology annotation, cellular component: postsynaptic density.